This is a messenger RNA of Carya illinoinensis, 2214 nucleotides long. Its product is annotated as deoxynucleoside triphosphate triphosphohydrolase SAMHD1 homolog. Gene Ontology annotation, cellular component: nucleus. Lineage: Eukaryota; Viridiplantae; Streptophyta; Magnoliopsida; Fagales; Juglandaceae. Gene Ontology annotation, molecular function: dGTPase activity. The record is from RefSeq and is a predicted model, not a curated record. The coding region runs from base 607 to 1905 and encodes 432 amino acids. Gene Ontology annotation, biological process: dGTP catabolic process. The transcript has 19 exons.
GGGCCGGCUACUGUCGUCGCCGUUCCUGUGUUUGUAUGAAUGGCAAGAAUCGCAGGGUUUUCUUUACUUUUACAAUUCCCGCUGCUUCAUCUUCAUCUCCCGAUACUCUGAGAGGUGCUGAGCCAGAGCAACUGCCAGGUUGAGUGAGUGAGUGUGAAAAUCGAGCAAUGGGAGCUUAUUGCAACGACAACCUCCAUCCGUCCUCGAUGCACGGCUUCCUUUCCUCCGAAGAUCUCAGGCUCUACAAGCACGUCCACGAUAACGUCCACGGCAACAUUUACCUCGACCCCGUGGAGGAUUUUGAUCAUUUUCAGCCUGCGUUCGUUAAUCCCUUGAUUCUUGCGAGUUAUAAAUAGGUUCUGAAUUCUUUUAGACAGCACAAGUGAAGUAUGAAAAACUAUAUGGUAUCCAGAAAUGCUGUAUUCGAAAGCGUAUUGAGAUUUUUUUUUUAUUGGCACCGGGUAUCCAGGAAAGCGUAUUGAGAUUUGGACUCUUAUCUGUUCGAUAUUCGUGUCAAGUUUUGCUCAGGAAAGAAAUAAAAAAAAAGUUAUUGAAUUAAUAGCAUUCAGUUAAGGGGAUUAAAUUGCUUACUGUUUUAUCUUUUGGAUGCAGCUCUGUUUGAAGUUUAUUGAUACCCAGGAGUUUCAAAGGCUUCGUGACCUAAAGCAGCUUGGUCUUGCACACUUGGUUUAUCCAGGUGCUGUGCAUUCCAGGUUUGAACAUUCUCUUGGGGUGUAUUCGCUUGCAAGUGAAGCCGUUCACAAGCUUAAAAAUUAUCAGGGUUUGGAGCUUGGAAUUGAUCACUUUGAUAUUCAAACAGUGAAACUUGCAGGGCUUCUGCAUGAUGUGGGCCAUGGGCCUUUCAGUCACUUGUUUGAACGGGAAUUUCUUCCUAGGGUUCUUGCUGACCAUUGGUCUCAUGAGGAAAUGUCAGUGAAGUUGGUUGACUGUAUUGUUGAUGAGCACCAUAUUGACGUUGACCCUGAAAUGAUUAAAAGAGUCAAGGAGAUGAUACUGGCAAGCUCUAACUAUUCACUGCCAAAAGGUUCAAGGGAGAAGCGGUUCUUGUAUGAUAUCGUUGCAAAUGGCCAAAAUGGAAUUGAUGUGGACAAGUUUGAUUAUAUCAUUCGUGACUGCCGAGCAUGUGGUCUUGGAUGCAACUUUCAGUUUCAGAGGUUAAUGGAGACAAUGCGAGUAAUGGGUGAUGAGAUUUGCUAUCGAGCUAAAGAAUACCUUACCAUCCACAAGUUAUUUGCCACUCGAGCAGAUCUGCACCGAACAGUUUAUACACAUUCCAAAGUCAAGGCAAUAGAGCUUAUGGUGGCAGAUGCACUGCUAAAGGCAAAUGAUUAUCUUGAGAUUUCAUCGUACACUCAAGAUCCUUCUGAGUACUGGAAGCUAGAUGACACAAUAAUUAAGACUAUCGAGACCGCUCCAAACCAAGAACUAAAGGAAUCUAGGGACUUGAUCCUGCGUAUUCGCAGCAGGAAUUUGUACCAGUUUUGCAAUGAGUAUGCUGUACCAAAGGACAGACUAGAAAAUUUCAAAGAUGUCACUCCUCAAGAUAUCGUCUGUUCCCAGAAAAAUGGUGGAGUGAUACUAAAGGUGGAGGAUGUUGCUAUUAGCAAUGUCAGGAUUGAUUUGACUCGCGGAAGGCAUAAUCCUCUAGAGAGAAUCAACUUUUUCAAGGAUUAUGAGAGUGAUGAUAAGUUCCCCAUACCUGAUGAUCGUGUUAGUCACUUGCUACCUACAUCAUAUCAAGAUAUGAUAGUGAGGGUGUAUUCUAAAAAGCCUGAACUGGUGGGGGCAAUUUCUGAGGCUUUUGAAAAUUUCCAGUUACAGACGUAUGGGAUUAAAGCACAAGUUCAUUCAACACCAGAGAAGAAGAAACAACGCCGUCUAUAAGGUUACCAUGUUGUGUUCACCUUUAUGUUUUUCUCCAUGAAUAGAAGAAUUAAGAAAUUUAUCACCAUUCUAUAUUGUCUUUCUGCCAAGCUUUUUGCUGUACUGAAACUUUGUAUACAGUUUAAACAUCACACGACACAAAAAGCUUUUUGUAAGGAGUGAGUUUCACCCUCAGUACUGUCCUUUCGUCAUUAUGUUUUAUUAAAGGAUAUGCUCCCAUUGUGUAGAUUUGUGUAUAGUUGGUUAUUUUUUUUAAACUUGUAUGACUAAGUAAAUGCCAAUGAAACAGCAAGCUUCUAUUUCCUUUUA